Molecule: messenger RNA, 6111 nt
Organism: Pangasianodon hypophthalmus (striped catfish)
Lineage: Eukaryota; Metazoa; Chordata; Actinopteri; Siluriformes; Pangasiidae
Gene: plekhh1
Product: pleckstrin homology domain containing, family H (with MyTH4 domain) member 1
Exons: 30
Coding region: 257-4552 (1431 amino acids)
Cellular component (GO): cytoskeleton
Source: RefSeq, a predicted model, not a curated record
GCGUUCGGCUCUUUAAAGGAAAAUGAAGUGAGCGAAUGAGGUCUCGCGCUGAAUGUGGAGGAGAGGAGAGUGAACCUGGUCUACAGAGCGAGAAAGACUGAAACCUAUGGCGCAACGUGACUACAACGAAUAAAUGACUGCAGAGAACCUGCAGAUGUGUGUGUGUGAGUGUGUGUGUGUGUGUGUGUGUGAUGCUCCGGCUGUAGCGUUUGAACGUGGAAGCUUGGCGGUCUAGAGGAAGGUUAGGGCAGUCUUGAUGGCAGAGGUGAUGGAGGGAAGUGCAGCAAUGGCUGUCAGUAGUGCCAGCAUGGACUGGCAGAAGAGAUGCAUUGCCCUCGAGAUGCAGCUACUCCGCUUCCGACUGCAGGCAGGGAAAAUCCGUCAGCUGCUGGCUGAAAAGAUGCAAGAACUGGAGCAGAGAGUGACGGAGGCUGACCAGCGGGCUGAGAAUGCAGAGAAACAAGUACAGAUAAUGGAAGAGAAGCUUAAAUCAGUGAAUAUGCAUCCCAGUGAAUCAGAAAGCUCCUUGUACAGGCGAUAUCAAGAACUGACCGGUCAGAUACAGGAGAAAGAUAUGGUAGUAAAGAAACUCGAAGCACAGCUGGAAAAACAGAAUUUGGUUCGAGCACAAGAAGCCAAGAUUAUAGAGGAGAAAGCAGCCAAAAUCAAAGACUGGGUUACAUUUAAGUUACGGGAGAUGGAGAUGGAGAACCAGCAAUUGAAGUUGACUAACUUGAAACAGGCAGAGCAGAUCCUCCUGCUGCAGGACAAACUCCAAACUAUACUGGAGAGGCCCACAUCUCCAUGUUCUCCAAAGCCUCUAGUGGUGGAUGCCCAGCUGGUGUCCUCCAGCCCCCUGCACACUACCAGCUACUUUGGAGCAUGCCUUACACAGGAUGAGAGCUUGAGGCUGACAGGCUCAUGCACGCUUGGGUCUAACACUAUCAGAGACGGGAAAAGGAAGGCACCGGAGGCAUCGGACUGUCAGAAUGCAUCUGAACAAUUGACUCGACAGAAAUUCAGCACAGAUAGAGGAGUCACUGCAACUGGAACAAAGGUAACGGACAGGAGGGAAGGGAUGGAGCCAUCUGCUGUUAUCACACGGGAGCGAGGAGGAGGAGGAGCUUCAGAUAGAGACCACUCCUCUGACGAGCUCAACAGCAAGUUCCGCUUACAGCGCCUUCGCUCCUCUUCAUCUUCAUCUUCCUCUUCCUCAUCAGCCUAUGAGACUUCUGGCCCUCGUAGCUUUGACACACCCACCCCUACUCCUAGGAGUCCUCCUCCAGUGGGGGUUUCUCUAUCUCAAAUAAACCCUGCUCCCUUAGCUCUGCCUUCUGGUACCAGUAUGACUCUACCCAAGGUCCGAACCCCUCUGACGCCUCGUGACAGCAUCCAGCUUCUCAAGAAACACCACAGUCAACCCCAGCCAGGCCUGGAACGCCUCCAUCAUGUUAAUGUCACUAUAGACAUUGGAUCCUCCACAUCCCCGUACCACUGUAGUCUGGCUCUGGGUUCUGCCUCGACACUCGGGGUGGAGGAGACAGACAUUGACGAAGGACCUCUAGAAAGAAUGGAAGGGGUGGUUGAAGGGUCCACAGAAGAAGUAGCACCCCACGAUGGUGUCUCAUUUGUGGGGUUGGCAGAGGAGCUGGACCUGCUGGAUCCGGAAGCUCUGAAACCUCCUACUCCGCCUUUGCACCGCUUUCCUUCCUGGGAGAGUCGUAUCUAUGCAGUUGCAAAGUCUGGUAUGAGAGUUUCAGAAGCCAGCCCUGGAGCCAGAAAUAUGGGGAGAGUGUCCACCUUCCCCCAGUACCCUGCAGCUGGUCCUUUCACACAUCUCAUCUACAAGAAUAUCAGCAUACCGGUCUACUCCACACUGAAAGGGAAAGCCACACAGAUCAGCAGUGCUCCUCUCCCUGAUGAAGAUUCGGGCUCAGAGGAUGACAGCAGCUCGCUGGCCAGCCUGCGCACCUCAACAGUGGGGACAGAUAAGAAGGGCAGUACCCCAGGCAGCCCUCGUGCUGUGAAGAGAGGGGUGUCCAUGUCCUCCAUCAGCUCAGAAAGUGAUUAUGCCAUCCCUCCAGAUGCCUACUCACUGGACAGUGACUACUCUGAGCCAGAGCAGAAAGUACAGCGUACUUCAUCCUACUCCUGCGAGAGUGUGGGACCUGAGACUCUGGAGAAAUCUGGCUACCUGCUGAAGAUGGGAAGCCAGGUGAAGGCAUGGAAAAGGCGCUGGUUCAUCCUGAGGAAUGGAGAGAUCCUGUACUAUAAAUCACCAGUGAGUACAUGGAGUGACGUGAUCCGGAAGCCUCAAGGCCAGAUUGAACUCAACUCUUCAUGUCGGAUAGCCCGUGGAGAGGGAGCACAGACGUUCCAGUUAAUCACAGAGAAGAAGACAUUCUACCUAACCGCAGACUCUCCCAACAUCCUGGAGGAAUGGAUCCGAGUUCUCCAGAACAUUCUUAAAGUCCAGGCCAGUGGACCAUUCUCCACAGAGACACGAGCCAAGCCUACAGUGCGUGGCUGGUUGACUAAGGUCAAGCAUGGUCAUUCAAAGCUUGUGUGGUGCACCCUAAUAGGAAAGAUUUUCUACUACUACCGUAACCAGGAUGACAAGUUCCCAUUAGGUCAGCUCCAUGUGCGAGAGGCACGGGUUGAGGAGGUGGACAGGUCAUGUGAUUCUGAUGAGGACUAUGAAGCAGGAGGACGGGGCUUCCUCUCUUCUCACUGCACAUUAGUGGUCCAUCCCAAAGAGCAAAGCCCCACGUACCUGCUCAUUGGCACCAAGCAAGAAAAGGAUACCUGGCUGUACCAUCUGACUGUGGCAGCAGGAAACUGUGCUAGCCUGAAAGUGGCCACAGAGUAUGAGCAGCUGAUUGGAAAACUGCUGGAUGUGGAUGGAGAUCCAGACUCUCCUCUGUGGAAACAUGAGGUGCUGUGCUUCAGUAAAGAGGGUUUGCGUUCCCCUCUGACCACAUUGCCCUCUGAGGCACUUCAAACAGAGGCUCUCAAGCUCUUUAAGUCGUGUCAGCUGUUUAUCAACGUGCUAGUGGAGGCGCCGUCCAUAGACUAUCACACUUCUCUGGCCCAGAGUGCAUUGCAAGUUUGUCUGACACACCCUGAGCUGCAGAAUGAGAUGUACUGUCAGCUGAUAAAACAGACCAACCGCCGAAUGCCAAACAACUACCCUCUCACACAGUGUUGGCAGCUGUUGUCUGUCUGUGUUGCUCUUUUCCUGCCCCAGCAUCACUUCCUGUGGUAUCUGAGACAGUACCUGCAGAGACACGCUGAUCCAAAGAGUGAGGUAGGAAAGUAUGCAGUUUACUGUCAGCGGUCAGUAGAGAGAGUGUUGCAGAAUGGAGAAAGGGAAGCCAAGCCUUCCCGCAUGGAGAUUGUGUCUAUUCUGUUGAGAAACCCUUACCAUCACUCGCUACCCUUCAGCAUACCUGUCCACUUUAUGAACAACACCUACCAGGUGGUGGGAUUCGACGGCUCCACCACAGUAGAGGAGUUUGUGAACACACUGAACCAGAGGGCAGGCAUGAGGAAGCCCCAGCUUUCCGGUUUCGCCCUCUUCACAGACGACCCCUCAGGAAAAGACCUUGAGCACUGCCUCCAGCCUGCUACCAAGAUUUGCGAUGUGAUCUCAAAGUGGGAACAGGCCCUGAAAGAACUGCAACCAGGAAAGUGUGAAGGGACGCGCAUUGUGCGCUUAACAUACAAAAGCAGGCUGUGUUUCCGAGCACAGGCAAAAGGAGAGACUGAGAGAGAGCGCCUCCUGCUGGCGUAUCAAGUGAAUGAAGAAGUUCACCAAGGCCACUUUCCAGUCAGUAAAGAGCUGGCACUGGAGGUUGCUGCCCUCAUGGCCCAGGUGGAACAUGGAGACUUGGACCGUGCACCAGCGUCUCCUGGCGGCUCUCCACAGCCUAAGAUCCAGCAGAUUCUGCUGCAAGUUCUGGAGCGCUUCUACCCCAGACGGUACAAACAGGACUGCAACAUAGAGCAACUCAGGGAGCUGGCUGAGCGGCUAGCCACUAAGUGGUCUGUCCUGCAGGGGUGCACUGCUGCUGAAUGUGUGAGGAUCUAUUUGACUGUGGCUCGCAAAUGGCCUCUGUUUGGAGCCAAGCUAUUUAGUGCUAAACCACUGCCUCCCUCUGCACUAGAGCAGACACAGGUGUGGCUUGCUGUCAGUGAGGACGGAUUAAGCGUAUUAGAUUACAGCAUGCACCUUCUGGUCACAUAUCCAUUCCAGUCUGUGAUCACCUUUGGGGGGUGCAAAGAGGACUUCAUGGUGGUGGUCAGCCAGACUAAAGACCAGGCUUUGGGCAAGAAAACUGUGGACAAGCUCAUUUUUGCAAUGGCUAAACCAAAGAUCCUGGAGCUGACUUUACUGAUGGCCAGCUACAUCAACUGGACAUCAGGCUUUUCAUCAGCUGGGAGCCAGGCACAGUCAUCCACACUGGGAUCUCGAGACAGGAAGUUGCGGGACAUCGAUAGCAGACAUUUCCCUUCAAUGACAUACACAACCAAAGGUCCCACACUUUUAUGAGCAGCCAUCAUUCCUGAUCAGACACUUCAUACAUGUACACAGGAGAGAAAGCUGAAGGUGAAGUUAUCCAGGUCAUCAUGGGCUAAAUGCAUUAGCCUCAGACACUCUCUCUCAGAGAGAGAGAAGAAAAACCAACAGAAUAUUUUUCUCAUUCGGAACAAUAAUGAAGCACGGUCCUUUUUGGUAUAAGCUACACAUUCCUUGGAUUUCUACUUACUGUGAGCCACUCAGAGAGAGGGAUUUCAGGGUCACACAGACACUUAUCCUCUGCCUUUUCUCUUCCAUACCGCUCCUCUGCUCCCUGCUGCAGUUACAAUGGAAAAGGCAUUUAUCCACUGCUUGAAAAGAGAGAAGUCAAACCACUAACUGAACAAAGACACAGACCAUGACAUAUAAAUUGUUAGUGCAUUUCACAAGGUUUUCCAGUCAGAGUUCUGUCGCAUUUAUUUUAUUCAGUUGACCUAACAUUUUACUAGCUUGCAUCUACUUUGUUUUUUGUUUUUUUUUGGUUGCUUAUCUCUGUGUUAGAUGAGAUUUUGUUUUUAUUCCUGAUGCUGGUACGGACCAUUUCAUCUGCCACUUGUAGUUCUGUUUUCAGGUACAUAUCCUGUUUUUAAUGACUACACUGUUGGGAAAGUGUAGCUUAUGUAAGAGAAUCUGUUUCCUGUCAGAUAUCAUGCUUCUUGGAAUAGUUAAAGCAGUACAGAGAACAUUUAUAUUAUAACUAGUGACAGCAAAGCUUUUAUUGCUAGAUGACCUCAGAUGUUUCAAUACCAUUUCAGGGUAUAAAAGGAUAUUCAGUCAAUUAGCUUAAUAAAUACCAGUGCGGGUAAGUGUUUUUUUUUUUUUUUUUUUUUGGUAAAAUCAGAUUAACAUGUAUAUUAGUUUUAAAGCCCUUUUCUAAUUGUAACUGAAAUGGAACAGACAAAAGCCCUGCAUGCCACUUCAGUUGUUGUUGACUGUUUUAUUAUGGAUUGAGUACCAGAGGCACAGUCCAUGAUGUCUGUUACAUCAGAACCCUGUACUGGAAUAUAUGGGAACUGCCACUCAGGAACAGUACACAUCUAAUUCACAUGACAGAGCUACAAAUCAAACAUGAUAAUACCUGUUUAAACCUGCAAUAGUAACUGUUGACAUGAGCUGAAUAUUCAAGCAUAAAACUAACAAAUGUUUCGAUGUUAGAAAUGUAACAGGACACACUGCACCCCUAAUAUGCAGUAACUUUAGAAUGGGAUGUUGAUCUUCCCUGUGUGCUAAUGUAGAAAUUAAUCUGCAAAAGAGCUAUAAAAAUUAGUGACUUGAAUCGUUCUAUGGAUCAAACCACUGUUUCUAAGUUUUUCUAUUUAUUUUGUUCUCAUAAUGUUGCUACUUUUAGUAAGAAAAACAGCUUGCUUUACUAAAUCAGUUUGCAGGUCAUUGAGUUGUUUUUUAGGCAAGAAGCUAAAGGAUAAUAUUCUUUUAACUGUGUGCAUGACCAGUAGUUGAAAAUGCUGUGAAGGCGUCAAAUCUUCAAUGCAUGGAUGGAAGGUUUUGAAAAUAAAAGGUACAAUGUGUUCUCA